AUGACAGAUCCAAACUUGGAAAAGAUAUCUAAAGAGUUAGCCGAACACUUUAAUAUAACAAUUAAUAGAUCUGAAAGUUUUAGGGAAAUCAAAAAUAACCUCGAAAAUGCUGAUAAUCAAAUGGAAGAGAUUAGAGAAUCAUUACAUUUUGUACGCCAAGACGUAGACAAACGUUCAGAGGUCGCUUCGAAAGAAUUAUUUGAUGCAGCUAACCAAUUAGAACAUUUAUUCUCAAAGAUUGAUUCGUUGGAGACAUUUGUGAAUAUUGUGAAGAAAUCGGUCAAUGAUGUAACCGAUCGUGUGGACGAGACCGAAAGUUUACUAACGAAUCCGAUCAACCGUGUAUGGGACACUAUAAAAAUGAAUACCACAAAAUCAAUCGACACUGUUGACCUGAAUCUUCCUCGAAUGAAACCGUUGCAAAUAUAUAAUACGAAAGAUUAUUUUCCGACUAACAUCGAUGAGGUAGUAGAACGAGAAGGUACAGCACAACAGUAA
This is a messenger RNA of Ambispora leptoticha, 498 nucleotides long. NCBI's taxonomy places the organism in Eukaryota, Fungi, Glomeromycota, Glomeromycetes, Archaeosporales, Ambisporaceae. The record is from the annotation of a GenBank genome assembly.